This is a messenger RNA of Aegilops tauschii subsp. strangulata, 919 nucleotides long. RefSeq names its product RNA polymerase II transcriptional coactivator KELP. NCBI's taxonomy places the organism in Eukaryota, Viridiplantae, Streptophyta, Magnoliopsida, Poales, Poaceae. The record is from RefSeq and is a predicted model, not a curated record. Gene Ontology annotation, biological process: positive regulation of transcription initiation by RNA polymerase II. Gene Ontology annotation, molecular function: transcription coactivator activity; DNA binding.
ACUACUCUCCUCUCCCCCCAUUCACUCCAUCGACGAAGCGCACGGAGGGUAACUGCGCAGGAGGAAACCGGCGAAGGACGCGGCGGCGGCUCCGGGCGUGGACAUGGACGAGAAGACGCAGGAUAAAGUGGAGGCGGCGGUGCUGGAGAUCCUGCGGGGCUCCGACAUGGAGUCCCUGACGGAGUACAAGGUCCGCACCGCCGCCGCCGACCGCCUCGGCAUCGACCUCGACCUCCCCCUCCACAAGCGCUUCGUGCGACGCCUCGUGGAGGACUACCUCAAGUCCCUCGCCGAAGAAGAAGACGAGAAGCAGAAGGGCGGCUCCCGCAAGGAGGGGAAAAAGAAACAGCAGCGUCAGGAGGAGGAAGGGCAGGAAGAGGAUGAGGAGAAGGAGGGGGAAGAGGAGGAGGAGGAGGAGGAGGACAAGGGAGGUGAAGGAAAAAAGGAGUUCGACGAUAAUGGAGACCUCAUCCUCUGCCGCCUGUCGAAGAACAGGAGGGUGACGCUGCAGGAGUUUAAGGGCAAAACGCUGGUGUCUAUCCGCGAGUACUACUUCAAGGACGGCAAGGAACUGCCCACCUCCAAAGGGAUGAGUAUGACGGUCGAGCAGUGGGAGACAUUCAGCAAAUCAGUACCCGCAAUAGAAGACGCCGUCAAAACACUUGGAGAAUCAGAUUGAAAGGAUGCCACAAAAACCUUAAAAUCUCGACGCUCGUUCUGGACCUCUGCAAGUAGAGUAGUCCAUGGGUGCUCUGAGUACUCCAUGGGGCUACUAGAGUUCAUCUGGACUUGUAUAAAGCUUCUCCCUUAGUCAAGGUACCGGACCUACUGAUGUGUGCUGGGUAGACAGUUUGGGUGUGUUCGCGAACUAGUUCUCCGCCGGUAUGGUGGACCGAAGUUUCAUCGCUGUGCCAUGUGA